Lactuca sativa (garden lettuce) is the source of this 2044-nucleotide messenger RNA. RefSeq names its product P-loop containing nucleoside triphosphate hydrolases superfamily protein. The record is from RefSeq and is a predicted model, not a curated record. Gene Ontology annotation, molecular function: ATP hydrolysis activity; ATP binding. NCBI's taxonomy places the organism in Eukaryota, Viridiplantae, Streptophyta, Magnoliopsida, Asterales, Asteraceae.
GGAGGAGGAAGGCAGAUGGAGAUAUAAUUAUGAGUACUGGACAUGCAAUUAAAUACAAAUACAGUGCAUCAUGAGUUGUACCCUGAAAAUACGCCUUCACAGGCCACACCCCCUUUCAACUAAUUGGUAUGACAGCCAUACGCACAUGAUUAUCAUCAUUAGGCGAGUAGCUACCACACGCUUACAUUAUUUCCAUUUUCUUUUCCUUUUUCCAAUUAAGUAUUUUCGUCUCCCAAACGAAACCCCAUCUUUGACCCGACCCAUCUUUUUGACCCGUUCUUAGUCCGGCAUAGCCGUCUUUCUAAGCCUUCAAACGUCAUCCUCCUCGUCUUUAUAACCCUUCUUUUAUAGUUCAUGUGGGUUUAAUUUCAUUAUCAUACAUCAUCAUGUUUCUCAUACUUUUGCUAGCUGUGGUCGUUGGUUUCUUGUUGGUUCCUCGAAUAUUAUCGAGGACCUCCAUCGGACACUUCCUGCAAAAUCGAUGGCGGUUUUUGGAGGAGUGUUUUCAUGCGCACCAGUUCUACAAGAUUCCUAAAUUCAAUCAAUAUAUGCAGGAGAAUCAACUUCAUCACAAAGUGUUACUCUAUCUUAAUUCCUUACCUUCCGCCGGUGAUUCCGAUUUCGUCAAUCUGUUUUCCGGGAAUAACAAGGCAAACGAGAUUACCCUCGUUAUUAACGCCGACCAGGUCUUCCCCGAUUCGUUUCUCGGAUCCCGAGUCUAUUGGAAGAUCGAAAAAGAUUGUUUCGUGUUGAAGAUACGAAGGAAGGAGAAACGGAGGAUUUUAAGUACGUAUCUUCAACACAUUCAUAAAGUCGCGGAUGAGAUCGAGCAGAAGAGUAACGAAGUCAGACUGUACAUCAACGCCGAAAACGAACCGGAGAAGAACGGGAGAUGGAAAUCGAUUCCCUUUACACAUCCGGCGACGAUCGACACAGGAAUGAUCGAUUCCGAGUUUAAAAACAAGGUGAAGUCUGAUUUGGAAUUGUUUUUGAAAUCGAAACAAUAUUAUCACCGUCUCGGCCGUGUCUGGAAACGAAGUUAUCUACUCUACGGCCCAUCGGGAACCGGAAAAUCAAGCUUUAUCGCCGGAAUGGCGAAGUUUAUGUGUUAUGACGUGUACGACGUGGAUAUGUCGAAGAUCACCGGCGAUUCGGAUCUGAAACUGCUAUUGUUACAGACGACAAGCAAGUCUAUGAUUGUGGUAGAGGAUUUGGACCGGUAUCUGGUGGAGAAAUCAACGGCUGUGAGUUUAUCUGGAAUUUUAAAUUUCAUGGAUGGGAUCAUCUCAUGUUGUGGUGAAGAGCGCGUAAUGGUUUUCACGGUCAGCAGUAAAGAUCAGAUCGAUCCAACGGUUCUAAGGCCUGGGAGAAUAGACGUUCACAUACACUUCCCCUUAUGUGAUUUCUCUUCAUUCAAAAAUCUUGCCAAUAGUCAUUUGGGGAUUAAAGAACACAAGCUUUUCCCACAAGUUGAGGAAAUUUUCCAAACCGGGGCGAGCUUGAGCCCGGCUGAGAUCGGUGAGAUCAUGAUAUCGAACCGGGGGUCACCCACAAGAGCUCUUAAAACGGUUAUCAAUGCUUUACAAACAAACAAUGAUAGCAGAUUAAGUGGGAAAUUCAGACUAUCUCAUAAAUUAAGUCAAAACGGUUCAGUUACCGGGUCAGCCGGGGCUCAACGAAAUUUGAGCCAUAGCGGUUCUAUUGAUGGGUUAGUUGAUAUGUCUUCAAGAUUGGUGGCCACCGGUUCAACAAGAACCGUUGACGAGUCGAGCGAAACCGGUAUAUUUUGUAUGGAAAAUGGUCAUACAGGAAAGGAACUUAAAAAAUUAUAUGGAUUAUUGAAAAGUAGGAGUCGUCGAAAAGAAUCGGUGGAUUUAGAUGGAGGAGGAAAAUUGUAGGCAUGAAAUCAUGCUGAAGAUAUUUUGUUGUACAAAUUAUAUUUUUUCUAUUACAAAAGUUUGUUUUAUUGUUUGUGUUAGCUUAAAAAUGUAAUAUUUUGGGAUAUUUAUAUGGGUUAGAUUGAAAGGAAAACUACUUCAGCUUU